AUGGCGGACGGGCCGGCGAAAGCGGCUUCUCACGACGUCUUCCGGCGUCUGCGGGCGGCCCAGGCCAACAAGGUGAAGCCCAGUAUUAUCGGGAAGAAGAAACCGACUACAGCCAGGAAGAGACUGGGUGCUCAGAAGGUCAGCAGCCAGAGCUUCGGUGAGAUCGAGCGACAGGCACAGGUGGCGGAGAAAGUGAUGGAGCAGCAGGUGGCUGAGGCCAGGAAAGAGGCAGAGGAGUCAAUUGUCACCUCCAUGCGCCUGGCCUACCAAGAGCUUCAGAUCGAUCACAAAAUGGAGGAAAAGAGGCUGCAGAAACUGGAGGGACAGAAACGACAGCAGGCGGAGCGACUUGGAAUGGGCCUGGGUGGCAGAGGCCCAGUAUCCCACUCAGUCCUCACUGAGAUGCAAACCAUCGAACAGGAAAACCCGGUGUUAGCCAAAUCAUCCCGUUCAAAGUUCGACAUGUUGGAGGAAGCCACGUUUGCCUCUGGGCCACCAAUGUACAGAGAUAACCCCUUUGCAGUGGGUGAGGGCUUUGGCUCACACUGGCAGAUUGAUAGUGGACACCGCUUGACACUAGAGAGGGAGCAGCCCAAAGAGGUGGAUGUCAGCAUCUCCAGCAGUCAGCCAGCAACUGAGCGGCCAGCAAGUCGACGGAAACUAGACAGCGUUGUUCCUCCCGAAUCAAAGGAAGCUCGGCAGAAAUUUGCCAACGCCAAGGCCAUUUCUUCAGACAUGUUCUUUGGGAGAGAGAAUUGGACGGAGUAUGAGGCGAGGGCUCGGCUGGAUCGUUUGUCCAGAAACUCCUCCAUCAGCUCCUCUGAUCUCUUUGGUGACGGCAGAGCAAACUCAGCAGAUAGUGUCACCAUGAGUAAUGUGCUCCCAUCUGGUCCUGAUAUGACUCACUUCAAACAAGGGGUGAAGUCAAUGGCAGGAAAGCUGUCUGUGCUCGCCAACGGAGUGAUGACCAGUAUUCAGGAUCACUAUGGCUCGUACUGAGACUGGAGCUGAUGCGAAGAAUGAUUCUGAUCUGCACGCAUUCAUCGCCUGGAUUUUUCCAGAGAUCAGUAUUAGGUUUUGAGUGGGUCUUGAAGCAAUGUUUGAAUUUAUUAGUGAAGUUGAAGUGGGGAUGUUGGUCUCUCAGUUUGUGUCCUCAACCUAGUGAUUAUGACUUAGCAGGACUGAAUCUAACCCUGUGUCCAUGCACCCCGAGAAUUAUACAGCAUAACAAGGCCAGUCAGCUCAUCCUGCCUCUAGCAACUCUUUGCUCAAGCUAUCCAAUUCAGCCUCACUCUCCUGCCCUUUCCUCAGAGCCCUGAAAAUUUCUCCUUUUCUCAUAUUUAUCCAUUUCCCUUCUGAAACAUUGAUUCCAGAUCCACAACUGUGUGUAAUAGGAAAAUACUUUCUCCAAUCACCUUAAAUCUGUAAGCUCCAGUUACUGACUCUUAUCUCACGAGAAACAGUUUCUGCCUGUUUCCUCUAUCAAAUGCCCUUAUAUGCAAACAUCAUCAUUUUGAACACCUCUAUCAAAUCUCUCCUUAACCUUUUCUCUAAGGAGAACAUUUCCAGCUUCUGCAGUCUCUUCACAUUAACUGAAGUCCCUCACCCCUGGUCCUAUUCUAGUAAAUCUCCUCUGCACCCUCUCCAAGGCCUUGACCUCCUUCCUAAAUUUUCAUGCGCAGAAUUGCCCACAACACUGCAGCUGAGGCCUAACCUGUGUUUUGAAAGAUCUAAUAUAACUUCCUUUGUUUUCUUCUCUUUUAAUAAAGCCAAGGAUCCUGUAAGUUUUUUUUAAACAAACUUCUCAACCUGUCACGAUACCUUCAAUGCUUUCGGUACAUACAGUCCCAGGCCUCUGUGUUGCUGCAAUUCUUUGAGAACUUCAGCAUUUAGUUCGUAUUGCUAUGUCCCAGUCUUAUUAACUCCCAUUGGGAAUGAGGGGAAAGCCAGAGGACUGUUAGCAUAUGGAACCAGGGUUUGAACUAGAGUAAGUGCCAACACUGUUCACCCAAAUUUCUGCCAAACUAUUUUUCGGUCCUGUUAUUCAGGAGUUUGAGAAUUGAAAAAGCCAGAUGGUGACAGGAACUCUGCUCCACACAGGAGCAGCUGGCUUGUGCACUGAGAUGGUAUAUUCAAAAUGUGAUCACUGAGGUAAGGGAGCAAACAUUCUCCACAGUGUGUGUGAUUGCUGUUUGUUGACUGGUGUGUCUGACUGUUACAUGCUUGCCUGUCAGGCUGCAAGAAUUAAUGCAGUUGUUUACUCAGUUUUAUUUAUUUUGAUCAUUGGACACGCGAUUUGAAAGUUAAAAUGUUGGAUAAUGUGCAGCUUGCUCUGAUCAAUUACUGUAUUGCACCAAACCCCUCUGCCAGGCUCUGCCCCAGCCCUGCAGGGCUAAGCUGACUGCAGCUGGGGACCUUCAGUAUUAUGGAUUGUUGUUUUUUGUUUUCCCUGCUUACCCUGGGCUCUUUCCCCAUCGACUUUAACUCUCAGCACUUCCUAAACUAACUCCAGCCACUGCCCAGGUCCCUGCUGGCCAGAGAGCAUUAAUUCCAAACCCUGGAGUUUUCAGUUCCGGUGUAGACAGGCAACUGGUGACUUUGCCCAGAUCAGCAGAUGGACACGGUGAGAGUCAGACCUCCACCUGUCUGCCUCUUUCACAUUAGCUGGGAGCUGGUGGGGGGAUGUUCAAUGAGUGACACAGUCUCUCUGGAUCUCUCACUCUUCUCUUAGCUAAUAACUAACAAGAGAUUAUUUCACUGCAAUAUUCCCAACCCAUUAACCAGAACCUGACAAAAACCUGCAUUAUUGAAAAUCAUUUUCUCAAAUUUUGUGAAGCUGACAAUGAAUAAAUGAUGAUCUGGGAGUGUGGCAGCAGCUCACUCUCGGUAUCAAAACUC
Molecule: messenger RNA, 2898 nt
Organism: Carcharodon carcharias (great white shark)
Lineage: Eukaryota; Metazoa; Chordata; Chondrichthyes; Lamniformes; Lamnidae
Product: ADP-ribosylation factor GTPase-activating protein 2-like
Exons: 10
Coding region: 1-999 (332 amino acids)
Biological process (GO): COPI coating of Golgi vesicle
Molecular function (GO): GTPase activator activity
Source: RefSeq, a predicted model, not a curated record